Molecule: messenger RNA, 950 nt
Organism: Solea senegalensis (Senegalese sole)
Lineage: Eukaryota; Metazoa; Chordata; Actinopteri; Pleuronectiformes; Soleidae
Product: transmembrane protein 238-like
Exons: 1
Coding region: 161-646 (161 amino acids)
Source: RefSeq, a predicted model, not a curated record
AUAACCUCUUGUGCACAUUGCACUUUGACCAGGUUGCUUCACGAGUGCCUGCCACUCACUGCGGAUCACAACUCACAACUCUCCUGCCUUGUGCAUCAGCUUCUGCUGCACCACCUGUGCCUUUUCAUCUGUUUCCACAACUGGAUUUGUCACUGCCACCAUGUCCACAUCUGUACAGGUAGAGUUGGUCAUGGAAAAGAGCUACGGAGGAGUCGGCAGGUGCAAGUGCUCGUUCUGGUUCGCGGUGGCCCACGACAUACUCGGCAUCCUCAUCAUGAUGGUGGGGGUGUUUGGGGGGCUGGUCAUUCACGACUUGUUCAUCUACGCCGGGGCCAUCAUCAUCUUCCUGAGCCUGAUCUGGUGGGUGUUCUGGUACUCGGGCAACAUCGACGUGCCGCCAGAGGAGCUGGAGGACGACGUGGGCAUGAUGAAGCUGAAGGAGCGAGGACUCAGCCGCACGGUGAGGCGCGUGACCAGUCGCCUCUCCAACGGGAUCAGGAACUCCUUCAGGAGGAACGGCAGGUCCUCCUCCUCCUCCUCCAGGAAUGACAGACCUUCACACUGUGGUGGGGACGUGGCGCUGUCAACUGUAUCAGCACACGUCAACUCGUCUAGAGAACUUGUGAGAGAGACACUGUCUAUAUGAACUGUUCCAUGUCACAGGGAGGGAGAGAAAGACAAUGAACCUGGAUCUUUAUGUUUGUUCCAUUUGCUCAUGUGUUGAUUCUGUGUUUGCUCUGCUUUCACCAUCUACUAAUGAUUACACAGCAUCGAUGUCUUGUCAUGAUAAGAUCCACAUGUUUUUAUUAUCUCACUGAUAAGAGGAAAAACUUUGCACACCAUAACAGUGCAGCAAACGACACCACCUUCUGUCUCUGUUGUUCUUGACUGUGCGUGUUUGUCUGACUUAUUUAUUUUAUGUACAUAAAUAAAUUUAAAUUUCACUAUCA